Molecule: messenger RNA, 861 nt
Organism: Cryptomeria japonica (Japanese cedar)
Lineage: Eukaryota; Viridiplantae; Streptophyta; Pinopsida; Cupressales; Cupressaceae
Product: (R,S)-reticuline 7-O-methyltransferase-like
Exons: 4
Coding region: 1-861 (286 amino acids)
Biological process (GO): methylation
Molecular function (GO): S-adenosylmethionine-dependent methyltransferase activity; O-methyltransferase activity
Source: RefSeq, a predicted model, not a curated record
AUGAAUACCCUUGUAUAUAAGGAUGAUCUUAAAAUGUUUGAGACUAAAUAUGGCCUUACAGGCCUUUCUAAAUUACUUGUUAAGGAAACAAGAAAAGGAGGUGUGUCAGUGCAAAACUAUGUUCCAUAUUUGUUGGCAUUCAACAAUGAUAGUACCCUCAAGGGAUGGCUUCAUCUGCAUGAGUCUGUGUUAGAAGGCCGCGGUGCCUUUGAUAAGGCUUUUGGUAUGAGUUUUUGGGACUACGUUGCAAAGAAUCCUGAAACAAACAAGACAUUCAACGAGGCCAUGUCUUGUGACAGUCGUGCUGUCAUGUCUAGUGUUGUGAAGAUUUAUGAGGAGGGAUUUAAGAAGAUAAAUUCUUUAGUCGAUGUUGGGGGAGGUUUGGGCUCUGCCUUGUCCAAUAUUGUGGAGAAUUACAAACACAUCAGAGGAAUUAAUUUUGACUUGCCUCAUGUCAUUGCUUCUGCACCUCCAGUCACUAGAGUACAACAUGUGAGUGGCAAUAUGUUUGAACAUAUUCCGUCAGCUGAUGCAAUCUUGAUGAAGUGGGUUUUGCACGAUUGGAAUGAUGAUGACUAUGUCAGAGUGUUGAAAAGGUGUUAUGAGGCUAUACCAAAAAAUGGAAAAGUCAUAAUCGUUGAUGCCCUUAUUGUUGAAGGGAAAAGAGAGGAAGAUAACAAAGAAGAACUUCAAAGGGGUGUGGGACUAGAAUUUGAUAUGGGAAUGAUGCUAUUUUGUACUGGUGGAAAGGAGCGAUCAAAGAUGGAAUUUAAACAAAUUAUUAGCAAAGCUGGUUUCAAAAGCUACACCAUCUUCAAAUUGCCAUCUAUUCAAACCAUUAUUGAAGUUUCCAAAAUCUAA